Molecule: messenger RNA, 195 nt
Organism: Peronospora matthiolae
Lineage: Eukaryota; Oomycota; Peronosporomycetes; Peronosporales; Peronosporaceae
Source: the annotation of a GenBank genome assembly
AUGGGCGUUGUGGGUGCACCGUCCAUCGACACUGUAUAUCGAGCGUCGGUGCAGGGGACGAUUGUGGAGAAGCGCGAAGGAAGAAUGACGAAAGUGUGGAUCGCGCGAGCCGCCAUAAGUACGAAAGUCAGUUUAAACGGUGGAGCGCGUAUGGAGAUGGGCUCGUUGGCACGGAUGAUGGUGUCACAAGGCUGA